AUGAAAACGUUGCCGCUGCUUGUGUGUAUCUGUGCACUGAGUGCCUGCUUCUCACUCAGUGAAGGUCGAAAGAAGCAUCGUGAACUAUUUCACCAAAGGCAUCAUCCCCAUCGACCCAGACCUGCCUACCAAUUCCCACCACCUUCUAGACCCCUGUAUCACCAGAAUCCAUUCAUUAGAAAGCCUCCCCAUGUUGGUCCACACAAACCUCAUAAGAGGCCCCCACAUUCAGCUAAUAAGCCCCCCAAAUUCCCAAAUAAUCAACUGCCACCCAAGUGUCCUAUUAAAAAUGACAUCAUCAACAAAAAUACUACCACCCAAAUCCCACCUCUGAAUUCCCCAUCUGCUUCUACCAAAAUUCCUACCUCUCCAGGCCUGAAUCCUCUUGCUCAGAAUACUACUGCCAUACCUUCAGGAGAAAAUAAUGCCAACACAGGCUCUUCUGUAGCUGGAUCAAUACCACCCCGGGUGCCAGACACCACAGCUGCACCACCAGUGGAGACCACAGCUGCACCACCAGUGACCACAGCUGCACCACCACUGGAGACCACAGCUGCACCACCGGAGACCACAGCUGCACCACCAGUGACCACAGCUGCACCACCACUGGAGACCACAGCUGCACCACCAGUGACCACAGCUGUACCACCACUGGAGACCACAGCUGCACCACCGGAGACCACAGCUGCACCACCAGUGACCACAGCUGCACCACCAGUAACCACAGCUGCACCACCAAACACCACUGUACCAGAGACCACAGCUGCACCAAGCAAUGCUGCACCUGAACCUUCCAAAACUACAGCUGCACCCACAAACCAAACUACUACUGUUAAACAACCAACUUCAUCUCCCACCCAAAAUAAAAUUUCUCAAUUUCUUACAGCUUUUGAGAAUAAGCUAAAAAGAAUUUUUGAGUAUUUGCUCAAUCCUUAG
Messenger RNA from Microcebus murinus (gray mouse lemur), 936 nucleotides. NCBI's taxonomy places the organism in Eukaryota, Metazoa, Chordata, Mammalia, Primates, Cheirogaleidae. The record is from RefSeq and is a predicted model, not a curated record.